AUGGAGACCGAUUCCCUGAGCAAAACCAACUUAGGUAAAGUUAGAUGUAACAGAAAAGUGGGACGGACCAAGUACGAACAACAUGGGCCUGAAAUUGAGAAAUGGUGGAAUGAAUUAUUCGAGGCUCUGGAAGGUGAUGCUGCCAUUGAACCCGACAAGCGGUUGCCGCUUCUCCGAGAAGUGUUCCCACAAAGGUUCCUUCAAAAAAUCUUAUCGAUACUGAGUGUUCAAGACAUAAAAUUUAAAAACUAUUUGACACUACCAGCUGAUACCCCAAAGGAAAAGAAGAAGAAGAAAUUGGUGACCGACUCCAGCCUGAAUCUUGAUUCAGGAAAAUCUGUUAUAGACGUACGUGAGAAAAAAUUGUGCGCCAAACAAGUAGAAACCAGAUCGUCUACUAGCAUUCAGAAGAAAUUCUUUAGUGGCGAAUCGGAAUUGUUGAGGGAGAAUCCCUAUACGAAUUUCUUCAAACGUCGACCUGAUCGAGCUGCUAUAUGGAGAGAACUACCACCUCUAAGCCUAGAAGAAAUGAAUCUAAGUCAAAAAGCGGACGCAAUAGCCAGAUCAAUAGCUACAAAUUUUGUGGAGUGGAUAAAAACCCUUGGUGGUGACGAGGAAACGUCAAUAAAUGUUCAGAGUGUGAUGGAAAUGUUUGAAAUUGCAUCGCAAAAUGACUCGACUAGGACUUUGAGAGUAGAGUUGAAGGAAAUGCCGUCGGUUCCAUCAAAAGUAGCCGAAUUUAUGAGAGUACCCCAGAUGUCCAAUACUGUCAUGCUACAUCGAGAAAUAAAGAGAGACAAGAUGGCUACAAAGAAGAAACGUCAAAUCGUCGCUUUUGGGAGGCGGUUGCCCAGUGAAAUGCAAGUGAGACCCUUGGACGGGAAGCAGUACAGGAAAUGGCAACGAUGUGAAAGAGUUCCUGAAAAAAUUGCCACAAUGGCAGCUGUUUGGCAGGGAAUAACCCACUUGAGGUCCACAAAGGCUUUCUGUGAAUUUAUAUUCAACGAAAAAACUGAUAUAAAACCACCAAAGUAUCUGGUAGACACGGGUAUGAUGGAUCCAAGAUCGUUUGCCAUGAAGGGAGAUAAACGACCAAGCCAUGCGUCUUCUUUUGGAGAAGUGUCACAUUUAGCUGCAAUAUUCAAUGAAAUUUAA
Anoplophora glabripennis (Asian longhorned beetle) is the source of this 1155-nucleotide messenger RNA. RefSeq lists its product as uncharacterized. The coding region runs from base 1 to 1155 and encodes 384 amino acids. The transcript has 6 exons. The record is from RefSeq and is a predicted model, not a curated record. NCBI's taxonomy places the organism in Eukaryota, Metazoa, Arthropoda, Insecta, Coleoptera, Cerambycidae.